Molecule: messenger RNA, 1785 nt
Organism: Penicillium waksmanii
Lineage: Eukaryota; Fungi; Ascomycota; Eurotiomycetes; Eurotiales; Aspergillaceae
Product: Iwr1 domain-containing protein
Exons: 3
Coding region: 1-1785 (594 amino acids)
Biological process (GO): protein import into nucleus
Cellular component (GO): cytoplasm
Source: RefSeq, a predicted model, not a curated record
AUGGCUCUUCCGCCAGAGCAGAUCAAUAUCAAGCGGCGGCGUGAGGAAGAACCCGUCGAGACAUUGUACAUCCAAUCCGCCCUCCACCAAACGAAGCGCCGUUUCACGGACUUCGUCUUCCAAAGAGUUCCACUGAAAGCCAGUGAUCUGGACAAUGAGAAUGAGAAUGGCAAUGGCAAUGCCUCAGCAUCACCACACCCAGCAGCACAGCGACUCCUCCGCAGCCCACGCUCCGUGAGCAGUCUGCAUGUGAACAGACGAGCCAAUGCAACUCCCCAACCAAUCUCAUCAUUAGCAUCAUCAUCAUCCAGCGGCGUCCCAACAGUCCGGGCUACGUCUCCAGGCGCAGAAAUACGCGACGCCCAGCGCCGAGCCGCAGCGCAGAAAGACGCUGAUGAGAAACGCAAGCGUACUCUACGCCCAGACUCGCUUUCAAAUGUUCAACACACGUCUUCAACCGCGCCUACGUCCCCAUCACCCAGCAACGCGGCGGCAGCAGCAGCUAUCCUCCCCCGGGUUUCGCGCUCAGCGCCAGGCUCGGGCCAUGUCUCAACAGAGACAAGCGGCGCCGCAACACCCUCAAGCCGCGCAGUCUCUGUACGCAGAUUCCAGAUCUCGAGAACUAGUUCUCCGGCCCUGGGACUCCGGGGUGCGGGCGGUGUUCAAAAACGGCGUACCGAGGGCUCACCUGGUGUCGCCGUUCUCGUUGAGCAGUUACAGCGGACCCAGCAUUCGCGAAAGGCAUCCAUGGUUGCAAAUUUAGUCGGAGAAUCGCAGACCCAGGCUCAAUUCAACGAUAAGGGAAUCGUGGUUGAUAAUGCUCUCGAAGACUCAGUAGCAGCAGCGCCAAUCAAGCCGCGCAAAAGACCAGUCGUGAAUUCAGCCGAGAAGAAAUGGCGCGAAGAACGAAAAACGGCCGUUUCCGCGGCCAAAUCCCAUCUCGAGGAGACGUUGGAGAAAUCUGCCCGGGCCAAGUCUGCUCAGUCCUGGGAUGAGGAGUCAGAGCGGUUGGCGCGGGAAUUUGAAAAAGUUGCGCUGGAGUUGGAGAAUGAUAUGGAGAUUGACGAUGGUUCUCACGAGGAUGAUUCUCGCGUUGGCGCUGGAGCUGGAGCUCACCCCCACGCUAGUCCUGCUCGUGUUCCUGCGCCCAAACCUGAUUAUUCUCGUUUUGCUUCGCCCGCGCCCUCUUCGACUAAAUACCAGCCGCGGUUGCCGAAGGAAUCUCGCAUUACGGCGGCACAAGCACAAGCACCAGCACAGUCUACGGAGAAAGAUACGGCAGAUACCUCUGCCGGUGCGAAUGACGAUUCCCAGGCCGUGGACGACAAUGAUGAUGAUUACGUCUAUGAUGUGUAUAUCCGGCGACCACUGGCCGAGACAGAUAUGCUUACGAACCCAUUGGCUGAACUCGAGUCUGAUCAGCAGUUGAAGAAUCUCGAGGCUUCCCGCGCCGGUGUCGGUGUUAUUGUCAUUACGGCUGAGGAUGAGGAGUAUUGGGAGAAUUUUAUCGAGGAUGAUGAGGAGGAAUGGGAUAGUGAGGAUGCUGAUUCGAACGCCGAGAAUAAUCCAGCCAAUGAUUACCCAGAGGAGGAACUGUCAUCGUCAGACGAGGACGAUGAUCCGUCCGCAAUUUACAGCAAAUACCGACGCCACGGCGUGUCUGACGACGAGGAAUUCGACAUUGACGACUCUGGAAGUGAGAGCGGCGCCCGGUUCAAUUCUGCCUUUGGUGGCUAUCGGCAGCGCUAUGGCGGACACGUGGAUUCCGAUGACGAGAGUGAUUGA